Molecule: messenger RNA, 1823 nt
Organism: Eurytemora carolleeae
Lineage: Eukaryota; Metazoa; Arthropoda; Copepoda; Calanoida; Temoridae
Exons: 16
Coding region: 109-1290 (393 amino acids)
Source: RefSeq, a predicted model, not a curated record
UGAGAAAUUUGGCAAAAAAUAAACAAGUUCACAACAGAAGGGAAAAACUUCAAUUAAUUCGCUGAAGUCUCAUCCUUUGUGGAAAAGGUUGAUAAAUGAAACUCAGUGAUGUGGAAAAUGAUAAGUUUUAUUUUUCUCUUCCUCUAUUCAGGUGUCAGUGGAGUUGAGUUUGCUUGCGUGACCAGGGAUUUAGAAUCUACAUUUCUCAGUUGUACCUGCACCAAUAAUGUGGACUACUCAGACAGUUUUGAGAGUCUAUCGUCUAAACUAGGUCCUGAUAUUACAAAAUACCAGUUGUCAGGUCGUCCUCCAGAUAGAAGAAUAAGUCAGCUGUUUAUUACUGACUGUACACAAAACCUCAGGCUUGUAUUUGACCUUGACAGAUUAGAUGACCGCUAUUCCAGCAUAACAGAUAUCACUUUUGAGAACAUCAACGAACUAAAACUUGUGUUUGAAAGUGUUCAAGUGGCAGAAAAAACUACAUUUGUAUUUACAGACAUAAAUAAUCUGGAUAUUUCUGGAACUAUUCCAGGGCGAGGCAACAGAAUGAGAUUCUUCUUUAGAGAUCUUAGAAGAGACAGAGCAACAAAUAUUAUCUUUAACAGACUUGACAUUGAAGGAACUGUUCAGCUCUUGAACUUCCAGGAUAUUGCUUCGUUGAGAGUCGUGAACUCACAGAUACAGUUUAUACAAGAGAUAGAUUUCUUCCAUGUUGAUCGAUGUUACAGUUCUAUAUCUGAUGGUAGACCUGUAUCCUGCUCUCAGCAGAAUUUAUUCUCUCAGAUAUAUAAUCCAAAUAAUAUUCCGAGUUCCUACCCUCCUGAGCCACCAACCCGGCCCACCUUGUAUCCGUAUCCUACUAGAACCACCCUGUAUCCUCUACCCUACCCUACCCGGAGCACUGAGUAUCCAACAAGAUAUCCACCAAACCCAACCAGUUUCUACCAGGCAUAUACAACUGAGUCCUCUGCUCUACCUUACAGUUCACAAGUUACCAAUAAUCCGCUCUUUAUAGUAGGGAUGGUCUUACUGGCUGCUGUUUUUGUGAUUGGUAUUCCGGUUGUGCUUUUCGUCAGACAUCAAAACAGAGGAGGCACAUGGCGCGUUGGACUUCCGUCAGAAAACUGGUUUCUGCGCUCUCACCUGGAUCCGGCCUCAUCAGCUGAUUCAAGUAGACCCCCCUCAAGAACACUAGAGACCUCUCGUGGUAGAACUGGGACAGAAAAUGCGGGAAGAGAAUCCCCCAUUUCCAUUAGUUCGUUCCACUUGGCUCAAGUUACCUCAAGAUAAUGUUUGUAUUGUAAUUUGUGUACAAAACUAAAAUUUGCAUUUAUGUAUGUACACUGUACACUGUACACUGUACAGGGUAUCCCAAAAAUUUGGAACAUGAGUAAAUUGUCUUAAAUUUUUACAGUAAUCACAAAAGACUUUUUUACAACUCCUGACUAAAAAUGUGAUCUAAGCCUUACAAACUGGCAAAAUAUUGAACAUUUUGACAAUAUAUUAUGACAAAAAGAUAGGAGACAGUCUUAUAGUUGCCAAUCAAUUCCUAUUUGAACAUAAUUUCUUAGAACCAAUUUGUUCCCGCUUAUUUAUCUAUUAUCGAUCCAAUAAUUGCUCUCAAUCAGGGAGAAAAUGCAUUUUACCCUUCAUAAUUUAGUGGAUAUAAAAAUAAGAAAUUUAUCAGAAACAUUCUGACGCAAGCUCGAUUACAAAGAAACAUUAUUUAAAGUGAAUCUUAAUAUGGUUCUUGGGCCCCUUUUUGGUAAACUUUUAUCUUUAAAGGGAGUGUUCGCGAAAAAUGAAAGGGGGUAUAGGCUUAA